GGACUGACAAGACGACGUGGUGGCGGUGGAGCAGCACCAGAGACGACAGACCAACCCCCCUCUUCAUCCCAGAACGGCUCCUUAUCGUCCACGUCUACCCCUACACUCAGCACAGCGAACGGCUAUGGCGGAACAGCACUCGAAGGAAGCAGCAAGGUCGCAUACGACCCGCGCGACCUGGACACGACCAACGAGGAGAAUAAGCUGCCAAAACUUACUAUCCUAGAAGAAGUCCUCCUCCUGGGACUGAAGGACAAACAGGGAUACCUAUCAUUCUGGAACGACAACAUCUCCUAUGCCCUUCGGGGCUGUAUCAUGAUCGAACUCGCACUACGAAAACGGAUCGCCAUGGUCAAGGACUCAAAUAGGCGACGAUACCCUCUGCCGGAUCGCUUGGUCGAAGUCGUCGAUGAUCGUUUGACAGGAGAGACCAUCCUUGACGAAGCACUCAAGAUGAUCAAGUCCUCCGAGAAGAUGGGUGUAGGUUCCUGGAUCGACCUCUUAAGCGGCGAGACGUGGAACGUGAUGAAGAUCGGAUUCCAGCUAAAGCAAGUCCGCGAACGACUAAUGAAAGGUCUCGUAGACAAAGGCGUUCUCCGAACCGAGAAACGCAAUUUCCUCCUAUUCGACAUGGCCACGCACCCUGUAGCAGACGCACGAACAAAGGAGGAUGUCGUCUCCCGGGUCGUCGCGCUUCUCACCAUGCGAACCGCAGCCAUCCCAUCCCAGGCGCUGCACAAAGAAGGCAUCCAAGACCGGUACACACGCGCAGUCUGCGUCGCAUGCGCGAGCUAUGCCGCCUCGGUGCUGGAAAACGCGCUCCAGAGACUGUCUUUCGACGCGCGCGAAGCCGCAUUCGCACGGUGUGACGAUAUCCUCGCCGAGUUCAGCACUUGGCCGUUCGGUUCGGCCCGGACCGAAUCCACCGGGCGGAAGAGGGAGGGCCAGGGCGCGGGGUCAGAGAGCCUUGCUGGCCUAGUGCGAGAAGUGAAGAAGGAGAUGGCCGAGCCCGAGGAUUUGCAUUUUGAGGUCGUGGCCACUGUCCUGGAGGUGUUUGGUCGCAUGGACAGUCUCCUUUGA
Messenger RNA from Dacryopinax primogenitus, 1080 nucleotides. RefSeq names its product Golgi phospho protein 3. Gene Ontology annotation, cellular component: Golgi cisterna; trans-Golgi network; cytosol. Gene Ontology annotation, molecular function: phosphatidylinositol-4-phosphate binding. Gene Ontology annotation, biological process: Golgi to plasma membrane protein transport; Golgi organization; retrograde vesicle-mediated transport, Golgi to endoplasmic reticulum. The transcript has 3 exons. The annotation marks the transcript as partial. The record is from RefSeq and is a predicted model, not a curated record. NCBI's taxonomy places the organism in Eukaryota, Fungi, Basidiomycota, Dacrymycetes, Dacrymycetales, Dacrymycetaceae.